ACUGGUUGUCCUGCCAUAGGGCUCUUUACCUUUAAAGGCAAAGUCCGUAUAGUUAGUAUUUCUUAUCAGAGAAUCAAGCACAUGAUGGAGUGAAAGGAUCUGUGAGUUGGACACACAAGGGACUUAUCUUCAGAGAGAAAGCCGCCGUUCUGGCCAGUAUACAAUGAAUCAUGAUGAUUCCAAGAGGAUCCCAGAUGGAGCGUCAUUUGAUCGCUCAGGUUCCCAGGACUCCUUGGAUGCAAUGUCUUUGGAUGAUUUUUGGAAGGAAGUUGAAAACAUCCAUGAAACCAGAGGAAAUAAUCAUGAGGAACGACAAGCAAUUGUAAUAAAGGAGCCAGAUGAGGGAGAACUAGAAGAAGAAUGGCUGAAGGAGGCAGGUCUGUCCAAUCUGUUUGCUGAGAGCACGGGUGAUUCCCAAGAAAGCAUGGUGUUCCUGUCCACACUGACCCGAACCCAGAAGGCAGCAGUAGAAAAACGAGUAGAGACUGUCACGCAGACCUUGAGGAAAAAGAACAAACACCACCAGAUUCCUGAUGUCAGAGAUAUCUUCAGGCCGCAGAGUGACCCAAAGGGAAAGGUAAGUUCCUGGCUGUCGUUUUCUCUGAUGAUGACAGAGAGGAGAGAGGGGCAGAUAGGAGUGGGAGGAGAGGAGAGAGCAGCAGAAACACGUAAGAGCUAUUUCUAGAAGAUUUUUGUCAAA
This is a messenger RNA of Meleagris gallopavo (turkey), 700 nucleotides long. Lineage: Eukaryota; Metazoa; Chordata; Aves; Galliformes; Phasianidae. The record is from RefSeq and is a predicted model, not a curated record.